AUGUUUAGACGACUAUGUACAUCGAGAUUGCAUAGCACUCUGCUCAAUCCCUUACAACCAACCAUAUAUGCAUUGUCCACUCCAUUUGCGAAAUCGGCCAUAGCUGUGGUCCGAAUAUCGGGCCCUCAGGCGUCGUAUGUGUUUGAAGAAUUGACAAAAUCCAAAGCACCGCCACAGCAUAGAGUUGCUAAAGUGCGUAAACUAUAUUCAGUGACAGAUUCACGACUUCUUGACGAGGCCCUUACGUUGUUCUUCAAACUGCCAAGAACAUAUACUGGUUUGGAUCUCCUUGAGCUUCAUUUACACGGAGGAACUGCAAUUGUAAAAGCGGUACUAAAUACGAUACGGGAUUUACAUGAUCCAAAGCUGGGCAGAAUAAUACGGCAAGCUGAGCAUGGUGAGUUUUCCCAUCAGGCUUUUGUCAAUGGAAAAUAUGAUCUUACGGCUUUGGAGGGGAUAAGUCAAAUGAUUAAUGCUGAGACUGAACUGCAGAGAGUAGCAUCGUUGGCCUCAAUGUCUGGACAGACUAAAGACUUGUUUGUGGAAUGGAGACAAAGGGUAUUGGAGAAUGUGGCCAAUCUUACCACCUUGGUUGACUUUGGUGAGGACCAUGAUCUUUCUGAGACCGACUCGCUUUUCCAGGAUGUUGAAUCUAACAUCUCAAACUUGGAAACAGAUAUACGAGCGUAUCUCAAGAAUGUAAAAUCAUCACAGGUUUUACUAAAUGGAAUACAACUUACGUUAUUAGGGCCACCCAAUGCGGGUAAAUCGUCUUUAUUGAACACAUUGUCCAACAAGGAUGCUGCUAUUGUGAGUGAUAUAGCUGGAACUACACGAGACGUUUUAGAUGUCCCACUCGAUAUUGGAGGGUUUAAGGUGGUAUUGGGUGACACAGCAGGAAUACGACUGUUGAACAUGGCUGGGAGAAUUGAACAGGAGGGAAUUAAACGGGCUAAAUCAAAAUCCAUCACUUCCGAUCUUGUGCUUGUCGUUCUUGACCCGACUAACAAUGGCAACGACGACGCAAUUCUCACCCACGUACUGGAGUUGGUCCAUAAGUAUCAAAAGGAUGUCCUUAUCGUAUUGAAUAAGGAGGAUUUGUUUCUGGAGGAAAAAUCCAAUCUCAUUGCAAGAUAUGCGGAAUUGUUGAAUGUUUCGGAGAAUAUGAUUCAUGUUGUGUCGUGUUCAUCUGGCUAUGGUAUUGCUGACCUACGGAAGGAGAUGAUUGAAAAGUUCAAAAACAUGUCUCACUUUGGUUCUCAAGAUGCGGCCAUUGUUUCCUCCAGGGUUCAAGAUAUCUUAGAGUUUGAUGUCUUGUAUGGUUUUCAAGAAUUCCACCAUUGGAAGGAAGAAGGCGACGUCGUUUUGGCAACUGAAGGACUACGACAAUCAGUAGAGGGUAUUGGAAAAAUAACUGGAGAGGCUAUUGGCGUAGAGGAAAUACUAGGUGUUGUGUUUUCAAACUUCUGCAUUGGCAAAUAG
Lodderomyces theae is the source of this 1482-nucleotide messenger RNA. RefSeq lists its product as uncharacterized. NCBI's taxonomy places the organism in Eukaryota, Fungi, Ascomycota, Pichiomycetes, Serinales, Debaryomycetaceae. The coding region runs from base 1 to 1482 and encodes 493 amino acids. Gene Ontology annotation, biological process: tRNA wobble uridine modification; tRNA methylation. Gene Ontology annotation, cellular component: mitochondrion; cytoplasm. Gene Ontology annotation, molecular function: GTP binding; protein binding; GTPase activity. The transcript has a single exon. The record is from RefSeq and is a predicted model, not a curated record.